AUGCACAUGUGGUGUGUGACUCUGGAAGAUCUUCGCCAGUUCCGUCGACUCGUCAUGCAUGCAGUGGCCCAGGGAGAGAUACGCCCACACGCAAGGGACAUGUUCGACAGUUCUGAUUUGAGUAUUGGACCUUCAGUUUACACAGUCACUGAUCAAUUCAUCAAGCCCGUGACCGCGCUUGCAGGCGGGAUGAGCUGGGCCUUGCUAAAGAAUCCAACCGGUGUGGACUGUCAUGUGUUUAUGACACACUGCUGGGCCGAGGGGAUUUAUGAGUUCAUUGACAGGGCGGAGUAUUCUUGGCCCGCAGGCGCAGAGGCUGCAUAUGUCUGCUUCUUGUCCAACCCGCAAAACUUGGACAUCUCCAGUUUGAUCGCAAGCCCAAGUAGCUCACCGUUUGCCUUAGCACUGCGCUCAGCAUCUACGAUGCUUGUCCUCCCAAACGCGACGGUGAGCAUUUAUACGCGGCUCUGGUGUGUCUACGAAGCUUUCCUCGCUUACACACAGGGGAAGGUCAUCAAAACAGCUGCUCUGGGUCAUGAUAGGCUUCGACUCAAGGUUCUUCGGGCAAUGUCGCUCUUUAUCUUGGGUGCAGGCGGACUCUGGACGAUGUGGCUUUUGAGUGGAAGCUCUUGGUUAAUGCAGUACAAGCUCUUCAUCUUGGCCCCCGUGGGUGUUGCAACUGCAUUGGUUGGGAUUUUUGCGCAGAAAUUCUUUCUGUGUUGGCCAGUCGCCCUGCAGGAAACGGCACUUGCCACAGUCGUGAUUUGCGUUGCUAUGUUCUACACCGAAGUCGCGACGACUAAAUUUCUUUAUGCAGCAAACCGCUUUGUGGCAGCCUGGACCUUGCUAGAAUGGUUGUUUUACCUGAUCUUGUCUGGAGUGUUCGCAGCGGAUUGGGCGCGGCUCAAAGAUACGCGACGGCGUUCCGAAAUGCUCCGGAACAAGUUUAGUGGCAGAUUACUGGAAGCCCAAUGUUCGUCUGAUGCAGACAGAGCCAGCAUCCAUCACGAGCUGUUUGAGAGUGGCAACUUGCACCAGGUGGAAGUCGCUGUCAACGCUCUUCUGCGCGUGAACUUCCUCACGCCAGAGCUCAUAAAAGCUGCUGAUCUUGUCGGAGAGAUCGGGGACAGCUCGACCUGCCCUCAAGCAUUUCCUCUGUUGGCAUUAAACUUCUGGCUCGUGGCUUCCAUCGACGCAGUGUUUUUCUUCAGUUUUCCACAGUUCGAAGGUCGUCUUCUCGAACAGAUUUGUCUCGUCAUCAUGUCGAUAGAGGCAGCCUGCUGGAUGGUGCUGUUCAUGUGUUCGCCUCCCGAACGGCGCAUCUUUGCCGUCUAUCCACUUCAACUGUGGAUUUUGUGUUAUUGCAUCGCUGCCGGGCUGCAGUAUGUUGCCGACUGGCCCGUGGCACAUGAGGUGUGGAUGUUGUAUCCAAAGAUUGGAGCUUUCUGUUUGGGCCCGUUCUGCCUGUUCAUGCUGAUCGCUGGGCCCAUCCGCGUGGCUCGUGUUCCUCUAGUUGGGCACAUGCUAGUUCGAAGAGCACUUCGGGGGCACUGUUGCUCCCGGAGAUCUCUGAAAACACCUGAGAGUGAUUCGUCGCAAGGCACGGCCAAGCCGUGCCGAAGCACUUCCACAGUCUCGAUUUAG
Symbiodinium sp. CCMP2592 is the source of this 1644-nucleotide messenger RNA. Lineage: Eukaryota; Dinophyceae; Suessiales; Symbiodiniaceae. The record is from the annotation of a GenBank genome assembly.